Molecule: messenger RNA, 1936 nt
Organism: Uloborus diversus
Lineage: Eukaryota; Metazoa; Arthropoda; Arachnida; Araneae; Uloboridae
Product: probable G-protein coupled receptor Mth-like 1
Exons: 2
Coding region: 1-1044 (347 amino acids)
Biological process (GO): G protein-coupled receptor signaling pathway; cell surface receptor signaling pathway
Cellular component (GO): membrane
Molecular function (GO): G protein-coupled receptor activity
Source: RefSeq, a predicted model, not a curated record
AUGUUGGGAAAUCCACUAUCCAUUGAAGAAUUGUUCAUGGAUGCAACGUCAGAAAUCACUUUUACGUCCCAAGUGAUGUCCACCGAAUCAACAGAAGAUACGUUUGAAGAUUAUUUAAGCAACCUUACUUUUGGGAAUUUCACAAUAGAACCCGACGUCCCAGUUCUUGCUAAAUACUAUCCCAUUCUUGCUAUGGAAUUAGGAUUGUCCAUUCUGUGCUCGAUAUUUUUAAUCAUAAUCUAUGUUAUAGUUGGAGAAUAUCGUACACUGCCAGGUAAAAAUGUCAUAUCUAUUUCUAGCUGUCUAAUAGUAACAUAUGUACUUCUAAUGGUAGAUCUUUUACUGAGAAAUAGUAUACCGUAUGGCAUCUGCGGAGGAAUCGGGAUUGUUGUACAGGCUGCAUUUCUAGCAACAUUUUUCUGGACAAAUGUAAUGUCCUUCGACAUUAUGAUUACAAUGUCUUCUGUCAAGAAAGACAACAACAAAGCAUCAGAAAAGUAUUGGAAAUAUGCUACAUAUGCUUGGUGUAUGACGUUGGUGUGCAUCAUAUUAACUGUUGCAAUGGAUCACAAUGAUUUCCUUCCACUGAGUUAUAAACCGCAAUUUGGGCGUAAAAGAUGUUGGCUAACAGGACAACUAGCUUUCUUAAUUUAUUUGAAUGUUCCAGUUGGCCUAACUUUGUUGGCUAACUGCAUCUUCUUCAUAGUGACGGCUAGAACAAUUGAAGAAGUUCGAAGUGCUACAACUAUUCUGGCUGUAAAUAGACACCGAAAAAAAUUCAGACUAUGCAUGAAAUUGGUAUUGAUUAUGGGACUAGUUUGGAUAACAGAGUUCAUUCCAUGGAUAACUGGCAUAUUCCAGCUUUACGCAGUCGCAGGAAUGCUAAACUGUUUACAUGGUGUUUACUUGUUCUUGAUUUUUGCUUGCAAAAGGAGAACUUUCAAACAAGUUGCUGAAUUAGUGCUAACAUGUUGUCAAAAGGCUGACAGAACUCAAAAGCAGAAGACGCCAUCUAUGGACACAGUAAUCACGCUCUCUCAUUAAAUUUUGAUUUUGUAACCAAAUAAAUAAGAACAAUUUACUUGAAUCGAAACCUUUAAGAGGAAAAACUGCAUGAAUAAGAUUGCAAUGAUAGAUGUGAUGUGAUUAUUAUAUAUUUCAAGACAUGAACUGCUAAUUUAUUUUAAAAAUAGCUUGAUUUAAAAUUAAACUAUUAGUAUAGUGUUCACCAACCUUUCCCAAAACUGUUAAAAAGAUUCCUCUUACUCCAAUAUGAGUUGCCCUGACAGACAUAUCAUUUUUCAUUUGGAAUGAAAAAGUUUGGCUAAGGUAAAAGCACAUAUGUUUGUGAACAAAUUCAAUACACAGAGCUUGAUAAUUAUCAAUGGAGAUGAAGUUUAUUGGAACUUAUUUGGAAUGAACUUUUAAAAACGAAGUUACAUAAAUAUUUGUUCAUUCAAUGUAUAAAAUAAAACUUUAGAAAUGAAAAGGGGGAGGGAGAGAGUGUUGUAAAUACUGAAAUUCUUAGCACAACCAAAUAGCUAAUCUGUUUCAGAAAUCAAAGUUUUAAUAUGAUUUACACAGAAAUUUCUUACUUUUCAUAAACACAAUAAAGCUCCAGCAUUUAAACAACUUUACACCAAUGAAAAGUAAGACAUUUCUAAUUUAAUAUGAAUAAAAAUAUAGCAAUAAAAUUUCUCUAUAAAUACAAUACUUAUAAAAUUUUAGUUUUCAAGCAAUCUUCCACUUCACUAAAUAAAAGACUCAGUUAACCGUAGCUUAAAAUUCUUAAUGCAUUCCCUAGAGGAGUUUCUCGGAAGAGAUUUUUUCAAAAAAAGGAGAGCAAAAGAAAUUUUGUACAAAACAUGGGCAUUCCAAACCUUAAUGUUUUGUUCCAUUCUGGGCUGGAAUCAAGCAUCAGUAUGUGGAAAGUGUA